Trachymyrmex cornetzi is the source of this 402-nucleotide messenger RNA. RefSeq lists its product as uncharacterized. The transcript has a single exon. The record is from RefSeq and is a predicted model, not a curated record. The coding region runs from base 1 to 402 and encodes 133 amino acids. NCBI's taxonomy places the organism in Eukaryota, Metazoa, Arthropoda, Insecta, Hymenoptera, Formicidae.
AUGCGACCCAUCGGCGUUACCCCCACGAUCGCUGAAAAACUCUUGGUCACGGUAUAUAGCAACAUAAAGAUCGCGGGUCCGGCAAAAUUCAAAGUAGGCGAUUCGGUACGUGUGAGCAAAUAUAAAACCGUCUUCGAGAAAGGUUACACGCCAAAUUGGACCACCGAGGUGUUUAAAAUCGCUAAAGUGCAGCAUACUCAUCCUGUAACCUAUCUACUGGAUGACUAUCGCGAAAAAUCUAUCUCUGGAGCGUUCUAUGAACAUAAGUUACAUCGCGCGGCUUAUUCGAACGUGUAUCUCGUGGAGAAAGUAUUGCGCAGGAGAAGUGACGAGGUUUACGUAAAAUGGUUGGGAUUCGAUGCAUCGCACAAUUCUUGGAUACACAAGAAUAAUAUAAUUUAA